Molecule: messenger RNA, 1404 nt
Organism: Corythoichthys intestinalis (scribbled pipefish)
Lineage: Eukaryota; Metazoa; Chordata; Actinopteri; Syngnathiformes; Syngnathidae
Gene: pgam1b
Product: phosphoglycerate mutase 1b
Exons: 4
Coding region: 250-1014 (254 amino acids)
Biological process (GO): glycolytic process
Molecular function (GO): intramolecular phosphotransferase activity
Source: RefSeq, a predicted model, not a curated record
UUUUGAUUGGUCUCCGUCGACAGGAAGUGAAGGAAGAGACGAUAGCCUUGGUGAAAGCUGUCAAGUUCACACCGGUCCAAACCGUAUCUUUCAACUUCAUUUGGCAAAAAUUAUCACAUAUCUGCAACCGUUCGCACGUUAGCAGCCAACCUGCCUAGGAUAAACCUGUGCUCGUUGUUACAACGUUUAAAAAGGAGUCUUUGCAGUCAAAGUUUACGGAAGUACAGCACAGAGGACAUCGGCAUCGAGAUGGCAGCGUACAAAUUGGUGCUGAUCCGACACGGCGAGAGCUGCUGGAACCAGGAGAAUCGCUUCUGCGGGUGGUUCGACGCGGAUUUGAGCGAAACGGGCGAGCAAGAGGCAAAGAGGGGUGGACAGGCGUUGAAAGAUGCUGGCUAUGAGUUUGACAUUUGUUACACCUCAGUUCUUAAGAGGGCCGUCCGCACUCUGUGGUUUGUUCUGGACAGCAUCGACCAAAUGUGGCUUCCAGUGCACAGGACCUGGCGCCUCAAUGAGCGCCAUUAUGGCGGUCUGACUGGCUUGAACAAGGCUGAAACAGCAGCUAAACAUGGAGAGGCCCAGGUCAAGAUUUGGAGGCGCUCGUUUGACAUUCCUCCUCCACCUAUGGAUGAGGGCCACGACUUCUAUCAGACCAUAAGCAAGGACCGACGUUAUGCCGAUCUGACAGAGGACCAGCUUCCAACAUGUGAGAGCCUGAAGGACACCAUUGCUAGGGCUCUUCCCUUUUGGAAUGACGAGAUAGUUCCACAGAUCAAAGAAGGGAAGAGGGUGCUGAUUGCUGCCCAUGGCAACAGUCUCCGUGGCAUUGUCAAGCACCUUGAGGGUAUGUCUGAGGAGGCCAUCAUGGAGCUAAACCUGCCUACAGGUAUUCCUGUUGUGUAUGAAUUGGACAAAAACCUGAAGCCCAUAGGACCCAUGCAGUUUUUGGGAGAUGAGGAGACUGUACAGAAAGCGAUGGCUGCUGUGGCAGCUCAGGGUAAAGCAAAAAAAUAAACUACACUCCCAAGAUUGGGAUUAAAUUUAGAUCAAUGCUGUCCUGUUCAGUCAACAAAAGAUACCCGUCAACCAAGCCUCUUAGUGUUGUCAACAUCACGAAACUCAAAACACACACGUGCACACACUAUACCAUGUUUGACUCUCUACUACAUUGAGUAUAGAAUUUAAUCAUCUAUAUUUUUGACAUAAGCAGGUAUAACAGAAUGAAUAUUCAUGGUGUAUGUACGUAAUGACCAAAAUGUUCAUUAUGGACCUUGGAAGUAACCUCAUUCAGCCCACAAUAUAUUUUAACAUUGGUGUUGAAAUUCCAAGUUGAUGUAUGUGCACUUGUCCUUACUAUGUCACUGAGAAAAAUAAUAAAUGUGAUAAGCUAUUAAGUGUUCAAAA